AUGGGUACGGCAGGCCAGGACUGCGAUGUCCUGUCCGAUCAGGAGCUCGUGCUGGAGAUCGCAGAGAAGAACCGGCGCGCGCUGGAGGAGUUGUACGCAAGGUUUUCGGGGCCCAUAUACUCCCUCGCGGUUAGAAUGCUCAGGGAUUCCGGGGCAGCGGAAGAGGUCACGCAGGACACCUUCUUCAACGUGUGGAAGCGGGCGGGGAGCUACAAGCCCGAGCGGGGCAAGGUGACGGCGUGGCUGUUCAGCAUCUGCCGUCAUCGGGUCAUAGACGAGAUAAGAAGGCGCAAGCGGCGCGAGCAGACGCACGUGCACCAGGACGUCGAGCUAGCGGACCAGCCCGCCGACGACACGAACGAUCCGACCCGCUUCGCCAAUUUGAGGAUGCAGAGAGGGAUGCUGAAGGAUGCGCUCUCGAAGCUUAGGGCAGAGCAGCGGGUGGUGAUUGAGCUGGCAUACUUCGGCGGGCUUACGCACUCGGAGAUUGCCAGCAGGCUGGGCCAGCCUCUGGGCACCGUCAAGACAAGGAUGAGAUUGGGGUUGAGAAAGCUAAGAGAGGUCGUAGGCCCCCAGUCCCGGGAGUGGGUCUAG
Messenger RNA from Geodia barretti, 594 nucleotides. Lineage: Eukaryota; Metazoa; Porifera; Demospongiae; Tetractinellida; Geodiidae. The record is from the annotation of a GenBank genome assembly.